AUGUCUCACCUCCAUCGUAAAAACACACCGUCUGAAACCACCCAGACGCAAAACAUGAGUUAUAUUGACACCAGAGUAUCCGUUGAAACACGAGACACAUUCCAGGUACGCGCCAGAGAAGAUGUCUUGCUUAAGGGUGGCGUGGCGGACGAACUUAGCAGCAUCAGCAUCAUCAGCAUCAUCAGCAUCAUCAGCAUCAUCAGCAUCAUCGGCAUCAUCAGCAUCAUCGGCAUCAUCGGCAUCAUCUUGGCAUCAUCUCUGGCUAGUCUUUAG
Molecule: messenger RNA, 273 nt
Organism: Aspergillus affinis
Lineage: Eukaryota; Fungi; Ascomycota; Eurotiomycetes; Eurotiales; Aspergillaceae
Exons: 2
Coding region: 1-273 (90 amino acids)
Source: RefSeq, a predicted model, not a curated record